Messenger RNA from Lepisosteus oculatus (spotted gar), 4581 nucleotides. RefSeq names its product Cbl proto-oncogene-like 1, E3 ubiquitin protein ligase (gene cbll1). Lineage: Eukaryota; Metazoa; Chordata; Actinopteri; Semionotiformes; Lepisosteidae. The record is from RefSeq and is a predicted model, not a curated record. Gene Ontology annotation, biological process: regulation of cell adhesion; protein ubiquitination. Gene Ontology annotation, molecular function: ubiquitin protein ligase activity.
CCACAGUUGAUACAUAGACUAACAGCAAUCCAGAUGAUUUUCUCUGCAAUUAUUACAACGUUGAGUACGUUUUUCUUAAAGGUUUAACAGACACCACCUCCCAACGUCGGACCGACUUAGUUUGUAAGACGCAUGACGCCUUGCGCGCUCUUCCGUUGAAAGCCCCGCCCCAGAAUCCCCUCACUUCCGCUCCCACCGUGCAGCGCUCCGAAUCAUGGACCAGAAUGACAAUGACUUACAGGGCACGGAUGGGCCAGGUAGCCUGGGGGGGCCUGACGUGCGCAGGCGGAUUCCCAUAAAGCUUCUCUCCAAACAAACCAUCAGAAACAAGCCAGCAGUUAGGGCCCAAAGGGCCAUGAACAGAAUACCUUCCAAAACGCAGGCUGGCGAUGAUGAAAGCUUUGGAUACAGUGAAGAAGAAAGGUAUGAAUGCAAAUCUGGAGACAUUUUUGGAAGUCAGAGAAGAUUUCCUCAACAAUUGUUUUGGGACUUCAAGGUUAAUUUGAUUGGAGAAAAAGAUGACACACCUGUUCAUUUCUGUGACAAAUGUGGACUGCCCAUAAAGAUAUAUGGUCGAAUGAUUCCCUGUAAGCAUGUUUUCUGUUAUGAAUGUGCGGUUAUUCAUGAGAAGAAAUGUGACAAAAUGUGCCCUGGCUGCAAUGACCCCGUCCAGCGCAUCGAGCAGUGUCUGAGGGGCUCUCUCUUCAUGUGCAGCAUAGUGCAGGGCUGCAAGCGGACGUACCUGUCUCAGAGGGACCUGCAGGCCCACAUCAACCACCGCCACAUGAGGGCGGGCAAACCGGUGGCGGGCCGGCCUCAAGGAGACAGCCUUCACCUGCCGCCCCUGGCCGGGCCUCCCCCCUCGGAGCUGCCCGAGCGCUUCCUGCUGCCGCCGGACAAGCACCACCUCCCGCACCUCCCCAAGCCCCACGUCCUGAUCCCGCCGCCGCCCCUGCAGCACGUGAGCCAUGAGCACUACAGCCAGCCUCACGAGGACCUGCGGGCGGCCCCGCCCCCUCCCUCCUCCUCGGACUUGGCCGCGCUGGGCCCCCCCCGCUCCGUGGCCCAGGAGACCUUCCGCAUCUCCACCGUCACCACCCGCAAGCACAGCAACCUGAUCACCGUGCCCAUCCAGGAUGACGCGGCCACCUCGGGGGGCGGCCCCAACCGCGAGCCCCCCCCUCCGGGCCCCGCGCCCCCCCCGCACCACCACCCCAACGAGUAUAGCGCCCAGCCCGUAGUCUCUCACCCUCACCACAUGAUGGCGCCGCAGCAGCACUACGGGCCGCCGCCCCCUCCCCCUCCGCCCAUCAGCCACCCCAUGCAGCACCCACCCCAGGCCUCGGGGACUCCGCACAUGGUCUACAACCAAGCGCCGCCUCCCCCCAUGUCGUCUGCCCCUCCGCCCAUCACCCCUCCCCCAGGACACAUCAUUAACCAGAUGCCCCCCUACAUGAACCACCCUCCUCCGGGUCCUCCUCCCCCCCCUCAGCACGGUGGCCCUCCUGUCAGUGGGCCCCCGCCCCACCAUUACAACCCCGGCUCCCUGCAGCAGUUCUCCGAAGACCAAGGAACUCUUAGCCCUCCUUUCACCCAGCCGGGGGGGAUGAGUCCAGGUAUGUGGCCAGCACCCAGGGGACCUCCUCCACCCAGGAUGCAGGGCCCCCCACCUCAGGGUCAAAUACCUGGACCCCUCCACCCAGAUCAGUCGCGAUAUCGGCCAUACUACCAGUAGGACCCGGGCGAUGAGUUCCUAGGAUAACUGUAUGUGUGGCUGUAUCGUCCCCGCCCCCCCCCUCCCCGAUAAUGCCGAGUUCAUUGAACAGCGUUCAAGAAUUUUUUUUUAAGGAUUGUUUUUUUUAGGGGUUUGCCUUUUAAUUUCAUCAUCUGUAAGAAAUCAUGGGCAUAAUAAACACUUAUGUGUAACCCUAAUGGAAAAAGAUCAAAUUAAAACAUUGUUUUAGUAAAGACUUCCCAGUACAGAAGUUUAGCUAGGGUUCAACAUUGAUAUUACUCCUAGAUAAACUGUAUAUAUGUGUACAAAUGAAAAGAUUUUGUAACAUUUGAUGUUAUUUGAUUCUAUUACAUGUUUUUGGGAUUUAAGUACAUCUGGGACUGUUACCAAGCAUCAGUUUAAGUUCAUUGCGCACUGAGUUUUCGAUUCAUGUAACUUUUGUAACAAGGGCGUCGUUUCACAUUUUCAUUAUGACAUGUGAUGACAUUAGCCAAAAGACGUUUUGGAUCACUCAAAUAAGAUCUAGAGUAAUUGUAAAUGGAAAUGAAUCUGAAAACGCAUUUUAAAUUUCAUUACCUAUGAUGGGUGUGUUGGGGACAGGUUUUGUUUGAUGGCAGGCUAGAUGGUACAUUUUAAUUAGAGUGGUAAUUAUUCUUAGUUAUUUUUGCUGUUGUUUGUUAUUUAACAGUUUUAACCCAAAUAAUUGCAUUACCUUUUUAAUUUCCCAUUGUAAUACAAAUGGUAUCGUGGAGAACAGCAGUAUGCACUAGAGGGCACUAGCAUCACCAGGCUAAAUGCACUGCAUUAGAUGGCAUGUAGUGUAUUCUUGUGGCAUACAAUUGCUAGCACACAUGCUAACAAGAGUGCACUCUGGUGUGUACUGUGUGUGUCACAGUUCGCCAUGAUUCCAUGUGUGUGUGUGUACCUGAUUUCACUGCUCCUUGGUGCACAGUUGUCAUUAUACAGUUGUUUGAAUAAGCCAGCUAACUUUGUAAAUGCCUUGUAAAUUACACCGGAUGCGAAUGAAUUUGUAAUCUUAUUGAUUAUAUUAAAGAGGUUCAUCUAGAAUCUGGCCCGGAGGCAGUUUAUGGAAAUUAAGUAGUUUCAAGAUGUGGUGUAAGAGGCAGUGCUGUAUGCAGAAAUGUACAUGUGUGGAACAGACCUGAUUGAUUUUGAUUGAAUGCAGUAAUCCAAAUGACCACUUGAAGUUCUUCAAUCAGUAACUCCAGCAAGCUGGACUGGCCCAAUGGACUCUUCUUGGUUUUUAGCUCCCUUGUGUAAAUAUGAAUCUCUUCAGGUAACAUACAGAGCAAGUGCAGUACUAAAGAAAUACAAGCACUGCCAAGUUCUGUUUUAAAAACUUGGAAGAUCAAAUGCCAAAUCCUUGAACUUGCGUGCAUUAUGGGAAGUUGGGGAAAAUAUUAAUUAAGGAAUGAAUAAAAUAUGGUGUACAAUGGAUUCUUUGCAGUGACAUAAAUGGUAACAGCUUGCUAAUUUGCAGAGUUAAAAAGCAGAGCGGUGCAGUAGGUUUUUAGAUGACAACAGUGCUGUGAUUUGUCAAGAAAAAGUGUUUGAAUUUAUUCUGACCAAAAAUAAAUAUAUUUUUGUUUUUUAGGCAUUUAUAACUCCUAGCUGCACCAUUUCUUUGUCAUAUUAGACAUUUUUAAACGGCUAAUGGAAAAGCUAUAGAGUGAUUGUUAUUAGCAGACAUUUUUUUCCCCCCAAAGUGAAAGAAAUCCUUAUUAAAAGUUUUGUGAUUUUUAUGUUCUUGUGGGAAAGUCAGAGUUCUGGCAGUGUUGGCAAGACUUUAACGAGGAGUUCACUUUGAACAAGGGCAGCGAGAGUGUAAUGCUUUUGCAGAUGUGGGACGCCAACAUAAGCAGUUCUGCUGCGCAAGGCCAACUAGAAACAUUAAAAGCUAAAUGUUGCUAAAUAUGUUCUGUGUUGAAUUACUUUGACACCGUUUUUGUUUCUGUGUCGUUGACUUUUCACUCAAUCCUCCGUUCACAUUGCCUCUUCACUUGUACCCAGUCAGCUGUCUCACUGGUGACGUGAUUUAGUGUGUUAAGUAGCAAAGACACCGAGCUGUAUCUGUCUUGAAUGAUCAAUCCAAAUGAUCCCAAAAACAUUCAAUAUCCAAAGUCUUUAUGCUUUUUUCUUAAGAGCAUUUUUCAGUAGUGACAGGAAGUAUUCAUGAGUUGUCUAAUAUAUACUUCUAUGUACAAAGUAAAUACUGCCCUACCUUAGAUAGAUGUUAUUUGAUUUAACAUUUUUAUUUCGUUGCGUAUCAUUCAUGUGUGAACAGAGCCAUAAAUGGUUACACGGGUCAAAUAUUUGUGCUUGAAAUAUUAUGAAAUGUUUUCAUGAAAAAAGGUUAAGUAAUAAACCUUCACGUAUGUGAAGCACUGCAUUCACACUGAUAACUAUGGGGGAAAUUGCUUUAAGAUUUCUUAAUUAAAUGAGGAAGACAGAACGGUUUAUUGGAGUAUUUAAUAGAGGUAUGUUCAAGAGGGAUGACUGCGACUGAUAAUGUCUUCCUCAUCACUUCUAAUUGUAAUACUCCGUGACAUCUCUGCCUAAUAAAAUAAUGAAUAGCACAGUAUAGCACUGCCUCUCUUGCUCUCAUCCCACCUCCAGCUUUGCAACUACCCUUUGGCUAAUUUCUGUUCCUGUAGGGGGACCUCACGUACUCGUCUUACUGCCAGGUGCUUGUCUGUCAGCCAAACAUGAUGAGCCAAAGUUUCUUAACUCCAACUCCUCAAUAAACACUCCUUAACACGUAAUAUGGGGUGACAUUCCUUGUAAAAUCUACCCGAGUAAAGCAAUUAAAAAUAUUUGCAGAUGAA